CAUGUGUGCCAUCCCAGGUUUAUCCCAGGUAACAGAAGCACCCAGGGCAGAGCUUCGAGGAUUAUUCCUGCCAUGGGCUCUGUGGGAACUCCCUGCUCGCUCGGGGAUGCGGCGCUUCACCUGGGAGGAGAUCGGGCAGCGGAACGGGCGGGGGCCGGAGCCGCAGGAGCGCUGGCUGGUGAUCGACAGGAAGGUGUACGACAUCAGCCACUUCUACCGGAGACACCCGGGAGGGGCCCGGCUCCUCGUCAGCCACGCCGGGCAGGACGCCACGGAUGCCUUUGUGGCAUUCCAUGUCGACAAGGCGCUGGUGAGCAAGUACUUGAAGCCACUGCAGAUUGGGGAGCUGGCACCAGACCAACCCAGCACUGAGCCCACUAAAAAUGAAAUGCUGGUGAAAGAUUUCCGGGAAUUGCGCGCUACAGUCGAGAGAAUGGGACUCCUGGAGCCAAACCAACUCUUCUUCUUCCUGCUCCUGGCUCACAUCCUGCUCUUGGAUACAGCUGCCUGGCUCAUCCUCUUCUACUUUGGGACAUCCUUACUGCCCUUUGUUUUCUCCCUGCUGCUGCUGACCAUUUCGCAGGUCCAGGCUUCCUGGUUACAGCAUGAUUUAGGACACCUCUCAGUAUUCAGGAAAACCAAGUGGAACCACUUGCUACACAAGUUCGUGAUGUGCCAUUUGAUUGGGGCCUCAGCCAAGUGGUGGACUCUCCUGCACUCCCAGCACCACGCCAAACCCAACUGCUUCCACAAGGACCCUGACAUUGACAUGCACCCUUUCCUCUUCACUCUGGGGAAGAAAUUAUCUGUGGAGCUUGGGAUCAAAAAGAAAAAAUACAUGCCCUACAACCACCAACACAAAUACUUCUUCAUCACUCUUCCUCCGCUCCUGUUCCCCACCUACUUCCACUACCACACAUUCUACAUUGCCUACACAAAGAAAUACUGGGUGGACUUGGCAUGGAUGCUGACCUUCUACAUCAGAUUCUUUUAUAUUUAUGGAUCUUUAUUAGAAACAAAGAGUCUCCUGGCAUAUUAUUUUAUAUUCAGGAUGCUGGAGAGCAGCUGGUUUGUCUGGGUCUCACAGAUGAACCAUAUCCCAAUGGAUAUCGACUACGACAAGAAUUUGGACUGGAUGUCUACCCAGCUCCAGGCAACCUGCAACGUGGAGCAGUCGCUGUUCAAUGACUGGUUCACGGGGCACCUCAACUUCCAGAUUGAGCAUCACCUGUUCCCCUCCAUGCCACGGCACAACUACUGGAAGGUGGCUCCCCUGGUGAAGUCCCUGUGUGCCAAGCACGGCAUCGAGUACCAGUGCAAGCCUCUGCUCACAGCCUUUGCAGACAUCGUGCACUCCCUGAAGAGCUCAGGAGAGCUCUGGCACGAUGCCUACCUGCACACAUAAAGGACAAGGCUUGGUGCUACCAUUGACAGCCUGCCACAACUGCGUUCCCAGCAAGCUGAGGGUCAGGGACCACAAGGGACUCUCUGGCAGAAGAAAGUGAGUAAGGACUGAGGGAUAAAAUUCUAAUACAGAUGAAGCUGCCUGAAUUUUUCUUCUGUUUUUUUCCUGGGGUUAUGGUUCAGAUGUGUUAAGAGUAGGCAGGCCAAGCAGAAGGUGAAUUGUUAGGAGAGGGAGGAGCCCUUUGCUGACUGAGUCUGAGCAUUUCUGAGCCUGGGCAUGGGAUCAAGUCAGAUCUGUGGAGCUGCACAUACAUACAGAGGCCUCUGACCACGGUUUGGUUUUUUUGUUUGUUUUCCUCAUGUGGAAGGUUUAAUGCUUGAUACAGCAUUUGCUUACUUGAAACUACAAAGGAUUUUGGAUUAACACGGUGUUCCAGCAAUGUGCUUAAAUCACAAUAAAUUAGGAUAAACUACAAACAA
This is a messenger RNA of Hirundo rustica (Barn swallow), 1884 nucleotides long. Its product is annotated as acyl-CoA (8-3)-desaturase-like. Gene Ontology annotation, molecular function: oxidoreductase activity, acting on paired donors, with oxidation of a pair of donors resulting in the reduction of molecular oxygen to two molecules of water. The record is from RefSeq and is a predicted model, not a curated record. Gene Ontology annotation, cellular component: membrane. Bases 2 to 1405 code for a protein of 467 amino acids. Gene Ontology annotation, biological process: lipid metabolic process. The transcript has 13 exons. Lineage: Eukaryota; Metazoa; Chordata; Aves; Passeriformes; Hirundinidae.